UCUGAGAUAGACCUUGGGUGUGAGUCUGGAGUUAGUCCUGGAUCCGUGCUGGAGGCGCACACAGGCGGGAGCCGUCAUCAAGCAUGCGGGAAGCCGUCAUCCUCCUGGUCCUCCUGGGUGCCACCUCAGGAGGAGGGACCUUACAUCUAAUCCACUUACCUGCCACAAGCAACGUGGCAGAGAAUUCCCCACCUGAGACUUUGGUGCACAAGUUUUCUGUGAAUUUGUCAGUAUCAUUGUCACCUGUGAUCCCAGGAUUUCCCCUGAUAAUCAACUCCAAUCCCCUCACUGAAGCCUUCAGGGUGAACUGGCUGUCGGGCACUGACUUUGAGGUUGUCACCACUGGGGAGGAACAGCUAGAUUUUGAAACAGGACCAAACAUAUAUGACUUGCAGAUUUAUGUUAAGGAUGACGUGGGUGUCACAGACCUGCAGAUCCUGACUGUUCAGGUAACAGAUGUGAAUGAGCCUCCUCGGUUUCUAGGAAGGUUGGCAGAAGGUUUAGACCUCUUCAUAGCAGAAAGAGAAACACCUGGAUUUAUUUAUCAGGUCGAGGCCUUCGAUCCAGAAGACACCAGACGAAACAUUCCCCUCAGUUAUUUCCUGAUUUCUUCCUCAAAUAACUUUGGAAUGUCUGCUAACGGCACCAUCUUCUCCACGACGGAGUUGGACUUCGAAGCAGGACACAACAGCUGCCACCUCAUUGUGGAAGUGAGGGAUAGCGGAGGCCUCAAAGCCUCCACGAUGCUCCGGCUGACCAUAGUGAACAUCAAUGAUGAGAUCCCUCGCUUUACCAGCCCAACAAGAGUGUACUCGAUUCCGGAGGAACUGAGUGUAGGAACCAUCGUGGCCAAUAUCACAGCUGAGGAUCCUGAUGACGAAGGCUCUUCUGGCCACCUUCUCUACAGCAUGACUACUGUUGGCAACUACUUUGUGAUAAACCAGUUGACUGGUACAAUCCAUGUAGCCCAGAGGAUGGACCGAGAUGCAGGUGAAUUAAGACAGAAUCCCACCAUUUCUGUGGAAGUUCUGGUGAAGGACAGACCCUUUGGGGGCCAGGAGAACCGCAUGCAGAUAACCUUCGUUGUGGAAGACAUUAAUGACAACCCAGCCACAUGCAGAAAGCUCACCUUCAGCAUUAUGGUGUCUGAAACAGCAGCCAACGGGACGUCGCUUCUGGACCUGAACAAAUUCUGCUUUGAUGAGGACAGCGAAGCACCAAACAACAAAUUCAACUUCACCACGCCAUCUGGAGUGGGGAGCAGUCACAGAUUUUUACAGGAUCCAGCUGGCUCGGGGAAAAUUGUGUUGAUUGGUGAUCUAGAUUGUGAAAAUCCAAGUAAUCUAGCAGCUGGCAAUAAAUACACCCUGAUAAUCCAGGUGCAAGACGUUGCCUUUCCUUACUAUAAAAAUAACAUCUACAUUUUUAUCUUAACAAGCCCAGAAGAUGAGUUUCCCCUCAUCUUUGAUAGGCCAUUCUAUGUAUUCAAUGUGUCUGAAAUAAGACCAGCUAGAACACGAGUUGGACAGGUGCGAGCAACCGAUGGAGACUUCCCCCAGAGCAGCAUCGUCUAUUCCGUCUCCUCUGGAGGCGCCAGCCCCCAGUACCCAAACAUAUUCUGGAUUAAUCCCAAGACAGGAGAACUUCAGCUAAUAACAAAAGCUGACUAUGAGACAACCUCCAUCUACAUUCUCAGAAUCCAGGCCACCAAUGGCGAGGACACCAGCUCAGUCACUGUCACUGUGAACAUCAUUGGAGAAAAUGAUGAAAAGCCAAUGUGUACCCCCAACUCUUAUUUCCUAGCCAUCCCAGUGGAUCUGAAAGUUGGCACAAACAUUCAGAAUUUCAAGCUGACAUGUACCGACUUGGAUUCCAGCCCCAAAUCUUUUCGUUACUCCAUUGGCCCAGGCAACAUCAACAGUCACUUCACCUUCUCUCCCAAUGCUGGCUCCAAUGUCACACGUCUGCUGCUUGCAUCCAGCUUUGACUACGAGGGUGGCCUUGAUAAGAUCUGGGACUACACACUACUUGUCUACAUAACUGAUGACAACUUGCUGUCUGGCAGAAGGAAAGCUGAGGCUCUUGUUGAAACAGGGACGGUGACACUGAGUAUUAAAGUCCUUCCCCACCCCACCACGAUCAUCACCACCGCCCCCAGGCCCAGGAUCACUUACCAGGUCUUCAGGGAAAACGUGUAUUCUCCAUCUGCGUGGUAUGUGCCUUUCGUCGUCACCACAGGCUCCGUGUUGCUUCUGGGUCUCUUGGUGUCUCUGAUCAUCCUGUUGGCCAAAGCCAUCCACAGAUGCUGUCCCUGCAAGAUGGGGAAGAACAAGAAACCUCUGGCAAAGAAAGGAGACAUGAAGAAGACAAACAGAGAGGUUGUGGUGGAAACUGUCCAGAUGAACACGGUCUUUGAUGGAGAAGCUGUAGACCCAGUGACUGGGGAAAUCUAUCAAUUCAACUCAAAAACUGGAGCCAGGAAGUGGAAAGAUCCAUUAAAACAAAUGCCAAAAUGGACAGAGCCCAGCCUCCAGGGAGCUGCAGCUGCGGCAGGGUGGGAGCCUGCAAGGAGCAUAAGCAAGGAAGGAGACUGGCCGAGUGGCAAAGCCCCCGCCCAGGACAGCGGCCUGAGUUCCAGAAGCAAAGAUGUCAAGCGACACCCGAAGAACAGAAGCCCAGCCCUCACAAGAAGGACUUUCUUCAAAUCGCAAGCCGGAAAGUAA
Molecule: messenger RNA, 2723 nt
Organism: Marmota monax (woodchuck)
Lineage: Eukaryota; Metazoa; Chordata; Mammalia; Rodentia; Sciuridae
Gene: Cdhr3
Product: cadherin related family member 3
Biological process (GO): homophilic cell-cell adhesion
Cellular component (GO): membrane
Molecular function (GO): calcium ion binding
Source: RefSeq, a predicted model, not a curated record